AUGGUGGGGAAGGGGAGGAGACGGCUUUUGGAUAGAGACUCCAUCAGUGUGUUGCCAUCAUCCUCUUCCAAGAAUGCCAGAGGGUCUUCAUCAUCAGGAGUGGCUGAGUGUCUCUUGGGGCUUCCUGUUCAUCCAGACAUGCAUGACCUCAGCUCCAAUCAUUCACCUGAUGAGCAACAUAUCCUAGCAAGAGCAGCAAACAAAGUUGGCAACAGUGAUGCAGGUCAAAUUGUGGGGCAAGAGGUUGAAUUGCAAGUCAACGUUCCAGAAAAGUUGACUGUUGAACUGCAUGAUGGUUGA
Notodromas monacha is the source of this 300-nucleotide messenger RNA. The record is from the annotation of a GenBank genome assembly. Lineage: Eukaryota; Metazoa; Arthropoda; Ostracoda; Podocopida; Cyprididae.